AAAGACCGAGUCCAGCUAGGCACGAUGCGCAGCAUCAGGGGCGGCCGCGGAGCUGGAGCAGCUGGGAUUCAGUGAUUAAAUACUUCUCAUAGCCGUUUUGUUGUACCCAGUCGCUCCCUGGUGUAAUUCUCCUGUCCAAGAAGGAAGCUGCAUUUGAACGGUGUGCUGAGCAGAGGUUUGAAUCAUUCCAGCUGGCUGCUUGUUUUGAAAAGGACAACAUGCGUAUAAAUAAAAAAGACUGCCCGCAGAGUUGAGGAUCCAGCACCGGAGCUGCGUGCCCUCAGAAUCCUGCUGUGGCAGAUGGGCUGGACCGAAAGCUCCCCUCACUAACCAGGAGCCGAGUGAACCCUAAUCCUGGACAUCUCAUUUUGCAACUCUGGCAAAUUCAAGUUAGCAAAAGAAAAAUAAAAUUGAAAUGCUUCUCUGGAUAAUGAUUAAAGGACUCUGCAACAGUUCUUGGUAUUGGAUAUAAAAAUCUCAACUAUCGCCCUCCUGGUCCACUGUCUCCCAGGUCAGCCUUAUUUGUGACCCCUUCAAGUAUCUCACAUGGUCUGCAAUGGUUACAUGAACCUUUGGGAAGUGGAAUCUGCACCAUCUCAUGCGUUAGCUACCAUGGCACUUUAGGGAAAGUAGUUGGAAAGGGCUCCCAUAGCAUUUAUUUUAAACAUGAAUCUUGUUGUGAGGUUUCGAAGACGCUUUCGAACACUGACUGUUCUCUUGGCCACCUGUUGCUUGGUGAGCACUGUCAUUUCUGCCUAUUUCCUGUACUCUGGUUACAAACCAGAAAUGACACUUAUCGGAAGCACUGCAGAAGCAGAAUGCACCGACAUCAAAAUUCUCCCCUAUCGGUCUGCAGAGCUGAAAACCAUCAAGCCCAUCGACACAUCCAAAACCGACCCCACCGUCCUCCUUUUUGUGGAGAGCCAGUACUCUCAACUUGGUCAAGAUAUCAUAGCAAUCUUGGAGUCCAGCCGAUUUCAGUACCAGAUGGUCAUUGCUCCGGGCAAAGGAGACAUACCCCCUCUUACAGAGAGUGGCAAAGGGAAGUAUACUCUAAUCAUUUAUGAAAAUAUUCUAAAGUACGUCAGCAUGGACUCAUGGAACCGAGAGCUUUUAGAAAAAUACUGUAUAGAAUACAGUGUUAGUAUAAUUGGUUUUCAUAAAGCCAAUGAGAACAGCUCACCAAGCACACAGCUGAAAGGUUUUCCUUUAAACUUAUUCAACAAUGUAGCCCUGAAAGACUGUUCAGUCAAUGCCCAGUCACCUCUGCUGCAUAUCACCAAAGGCCCGAAGGUUGAAAAGGGACCUCUUCCUGGAGAAGACUGGACAAUUUUCCAAUAUAAUCAUUCAACCUACCAGCCCGUACUUUUAACAGAAUUACAGACAGAAAAGUCCUUUUCCUUCUUGCCCAGCAAAACACUCUAUGCGACAAUAAUUCUGGAUCUGGGGCUUCAUGAUGGUAUUCAGCGAGUUCUUUUUGGUAACAACUUGAACUUCUGGCUUCACAAGCUCAUCUUCAUAGAUGCCAUCUCUUUCCUGUCGGGGAAGAGGCUGACAUUGUCCUUGGACAGGUACAUCCUAGUGGACAUUGAUGAUAUAUUUGUAGGGAAGGAGGGAACAAGGAUGAACGUCAAGGAUGUGAAGGCAUUACUAGAGACUCAAAAUUUACUGCGCACUCAGGUUGCAAAUUUUACCUUCAACCUUGGAUUUUCAGGGAAGUUUUACCACACAGGGACUGAAGAGGAGGACGAAGGAGAUGACCUUCUGCUUAGGUCCGUGGAUGAGUUCUGGUGGUUUCCCCACAUGUGGAGCCACAUGCAGCCCCACCUCUUCCACAACGAGUCAUCUUUAGUUGAGCAGAUGAUUCUGAACAAGGAAUUUGCCCUGGAACAUGGAAUACCUAUCAACAUGGGCUAUGCAGUGGCCCCACAUCACUCAGGGGUUUACCCAGUCCAUAUUCAGCUGUAUGCAGCUUGGAAGAAGGUCUGGGGUAUUCAGGUCACCAGCACUGAAGAAUAUCCACAUCUGAAACCUGCACGGUACAGGAAGGGCUUCAUUCACAAUAGCAUCAUGGUCCUCCCUCGGCAGACCUGUGGGCUGUUCACUCACACUAUUUUCUACAAAGAGUAUCCAGGAGGACCCCAGGAACUGGAUGAGAGCAUCCAAGGAGGUGAACUGUUCCUCACAAUCCUUCUAAACCCAAUCAGCAUUUUCAUGACCCAUUUGUCUAACUAUGGAAAUGACCGCCUGGGAUUAUACACCUUUGUGAACUUGGCCAAAUUCGUACACAGCUGGACCAACCUGAAAUUGCAAACUCUUCCUCCAGUGCAACUGGCUCGCAAGUACUUUGAGCUCUUCCCAGAGCAGAAAGACCCUCUCUGGCAGAAUCCCUGCGAUGAUAAACGACACAAAGACAUCUGGUCCAGGGAGAAGACUUGUGACCAUUUACCAAAAUUCCUUGUCAUUGGGCCACAAAAAACAGGAACAACCGCACUUUAUUUAUUUCUUCUUAUGCAUCCCUCCAUCAUCAGCAAUCUUCCUAGCCCCAAAACAUUUGAAGAAGUUCAAUUUUUUAAUGGCAACAACUAUCACAAGGGAAUUGACUGGUAUAUGGACUUUUUUCCUACUCCUUCCAACAUUACCAGUGAUUUUCUAUUUGAAAAGAGUGCGAACUACUUCCACUCAGAAGAUGCUCCCAAGAGAGCUGCAUCUCUUGUCCCGAAAGCCAAGCUCAUCACCAUCCUCAUUGACCCCUCAGACAGGGCAUAUUCUUGGUACCAGCACCAACGAUCACAUGAAGAUCCAGCUGCCCUAAGGUUCAAUUUCUAUGAAGUUAUCACCACAGGCCAUUGGGCCCCACCUGAUCUAAAGACUUUGCAGAGGCGAUGUCUAGUGCCAGGGUGGUAUGCUGUGCACAUAGAAAGAUGGCUGGCACACUUUGCUGCUUCCCAGUUGCUCAUUAUUGAUGGACAGCAGCUGAGAUCUGACCCAGCUACUGUGAUGGAUGAAGUCCAGAAGUUUCUAGGAGUUACACUUCAUUAUAAUUAUUCUGAAGCACUAACGUUUGAUCCCCAGAAAGGCUUUUGGUGUCAGCUACUGGAAGGGGGAAAGACCAAAUGCCUUGGGAAAAGCAAAGGACGAAAAUACCCACCCAUGGAUCCAGAGUCUAGAACCUUCCUGUCCAAUUACUACCGAGACCACAAUGUGGAGCUCUCCAAGCUGUUGCACAGGCUGGGCCAGCCUCUGCCCUCAUGGCUGAGACAGGAGCUGCAGAAAGUGAGAUAGCAUCGCCACAAGAACGUGCCCAUAGGGCACAACGACACCAUUAAGUAGAAAAGGCAAACUCCACAAAUCUAUUCCCUAAUGCACUUGUGAUUGUUGAGAGAGGACUGUGAAUACACUUCCUUCAUUUUUUUCAUAAAAUGAAAACAUAUAUGCACGCAUUUGCAAUUAUUAACAUUAAUCCCUCUGUAAGUUUUUUGAAAAACAAAAUAAUGGGAUUUAUGGC
Nannospalax galili (Upper Galilee mountains blind mole rat) is the source of this 3508-nucleotide messenger RNA. RefSeq names its product N-deacetylase and N-sulfotransferase 4 (gene Ndst4). The coding region runs from base 667 to 3285 and encodes 872 amino acids. NCBI's taxonomy places the organism in Eukaryota, Metazoa, Chordata, Mammalia, Rodentia, Spalacidae. The transcript has 14 exons. The record is from RefSeq and is a predicted model, not a curated record. Gene Ontology annotation, molecular function: heparan sulfate N-sulfotransferase activity; deacetylase activity. Gene Ontology annotation, cellular component: Golgi apparatus.